CGGAAGGAGCGAAGGGGCUUUUGAGAGAGUGAGUGAGUUGUAGUGAGUGAGUGAGUGAGUGAGUGAGUUGUAGUCAGUGAGUGAGUGAGUUGUAGUCAGUGAGUGAGUGAGUGAGUGAGUGAGUCAAUCAGUCAGUCAGCGCCGCCAUGGCCGGGAUGCGGCGACAACUGAUUCAUAUUCCAGGGAGAGGGAGAGAGAGAUGAAGAGAUCCUAUUCUUCAUUUAUGGAUUCAUGGAUUUGCAUGGGCGGUAAUCUGCCCACCCGACCGACCGAGAGCUGCAUCUAUAUCGCAUCUCAUCUACUCUCAUCCUCUUCGUCGUCGUCCUCUUCUGGCGGCUCGUCCAUCGCAGCAGCUUCUCGGAGUACUUCGUGUGAAGUGCGGGAUCCGGGAUUUUGUCCACUUUUCCCUUAACCUUGCAAGCAAAGAAAGCAUAACUUACUGCCCAACUGCAUUUUAUGGCCAUGGCGACACACUCCCCGACCCUCACUGUCGCUGUGUUGACGACUCACGGAAUCACUAAAGCCCCAAUUGCAUGUCACGACGUGUUUGCUUGCACUCGCUGCUGCUGCUUCUCCUCAGUUUGUCCUCCCUGGGUUUUUGUGGGUUUCUGGGUUUCUUCAUGCCUGGGAGAUGAUGAUGUUGUUGUUGUUGCGUGGAUGGGAUUGUGUUGGGUGUUGAGACUUGCCGAGUUGCAUACUCUUUCUUUGCCUACCAUGGCUGAAGAGAGGGAGUGAUUGCGUUAUGGAGCAUUGGGUGGGUGGGUUGGUGAUGCGCCGUUGGGGGAGUGACGGCCACGCUGCGACGGUGAUGCCUGUGUGGUGAGGUUUUGGCAAUGAAGGACGUUCUCCCUCGUUGGCGUGUGGUUGAACGUGAAUACAUGUGCAGGAUCCAACUUCCCGACGUGCUAUUGGGAACUUGGGGGAUUUUGGCGCCUCGACUUAAAAUGUUACUGGUUCCAACUCAUAAGAUCUAAUGGUUGAUUGAAGGGCUCUCCAAGCAGAUAGUAGGGAGAGAUGAAGGAAUUAUACAACUGAGAAGGCUCGGUUAUCGCUCUUCUUGGGCUGGUCGUGAAAUGGAGGCAGACGUUGUGAGAAUUUGUCCAUUAUGAUCGAGCUGGAGAAGGAGUGGUCAUUUUUCUCAGAGGUAGACCCUUGUAGUCGCAGACGGAUUUGCAGAGAUUUCUCUUCCAAGCUGUCACAUGGCACUAUCUCUCACUUUCACACAGAAGUCGUGCAAUGCUAGGUCACUGAAGGAUCAGGAACAACGAGGUACGUAUAGAGCUAGUGGUGUCAAACACUGGAGCUCCGCAUAAAUGCAAGACUUCAGUAGGAAUUGGCACAUGCCCGAGCGUACUUCACCUACUUGAUCUUUUGUAGGGUUUCCUAGCACAUAUUCAGAUAACUUGUUUAUUCGUGAGUCAAAUUCUAGGUCGAAGCUGCCCGUUGCCCUACAUUAUGAUUCAUUGUUCAGCUGUGAGAAAAUCUCUUCCGAAGGUUUGUUUCUCUUUCAUGAGCAAGAUCUUACGAAUUCUGACCUUGUCUUAUCCUACGCGAUCGACUUGAGUGCUACUCAAAAUGAAGCUGCACGUGCACGUAUUAGAGGCUCGGAACCUAGCAGCUCGAGAUCAAAAUGGUCUGAGCGAUCCUUUUGUACGCCUGCAACUAGGCAACACAAAGACAAAAUCAGCUGUAAUUCUGAAGAAUCUGAAUCCGGUAUGGCACGAAGAGUUUUUUUUCAGCGUAGUAGGCUCUGAUGAGGAGCUGCUUGUCACGGUUUGGGACGAAGACCGGUUUUUAAAUGACUUCUUAGGUCAGGUAAAAAUUCCUGUUAGUGAGAUUUUGACAGCCGAGAAGCAAACCAUCACCAGAAAGUGGUAUACCCUCCAAAAGCGCAGUGAGAAAUCCAAAAUUCUAAUUACAGGUGAGAUAUUACUCAGUCUCUCUUUAUUCGGAAGGGAUUCAGCAACUGGCCGAAGACCUCAACGAUUUGUUUCAGAGGAAAGGCACUCAGUGUCUGAAGAUGGCACUUACACGCUUUCUCCAACAAGUUCCAUCGAUAUGAAUGACUGUUUGACGGAUACAUCUGGUCUUGUAGAUGUUCCCGGUUCUCCAAGCUUGAGGGCAACUUGGCCUGGGGCUGCUCAAUGGAACCAUGAUGAAGUCCUGUCAAAAGAGCAGAAUAAGGUUCCCAAGUCUUUAGCAGACAGGUUCACUGCCGUUUUCAAUAAGAAAUGCAAAACAGGGAUGGACGGGGCCUCAAAACAUGGUGUGGAAGGAUCAACCUCGUCUACUCCAAAAUUCAGUGACAGUGCUCAUGUAGAAAGUCCCGACAGAUUUCCAGAAGUUGCUGAAGACUGUAGCGACGAUGAGAUUGACACAUUGGCCUCAUCGUUUUUUGACGAUGAUGGCAAGAGUAUGGAGCCAUCUGUCGACGAUUUCCCUCCACCUUUGGCCAGUGGAGUGGUGUUGGAUCAAAGAUAUGGUACCAGUGCUAAAUCUUUGAGCGCGCUCAUUUGCAAGGCGGGUUCGCCAUUUAUUCAAGAAUUAUUGACUUGCCUGAAGACAACCGAGUACUCAGAGGAGCCUUGGAAGAGAGCUAACAAUGGCUGCAUUGAAAGGGUUGUCUCUUACAUGAAAGCAGCGACAAAAAUUAUCAAAGCUGUGAAAGCCAGUGAAUCGCAUACGUGCAGGAGGUUGGAUGACAGGGGUUUUAUUCUUGAUAUAAGCUGUUCUACUCCAGAUGUACCAUAUGGUAGCAACUUUAUGGUGAAGCUUCAGUUUUGCAUAUUGGCGGGACAAGAUCUACCGUCACAAGAAAAAACUUGUAGAUUGCAAGUAUCUUGGACACUCCAUUUUUUACACUCUACAAUGAUGAAGGGAAUGAUUGAGAAUGGUGCUCGCGCUGGUAUCAAGGAAACUUACGAACUAUACAGAGAGGUCUUAUCGAGGUAUGCCAAACCUAUUUAUGAGGGUCCACCAGGACGAGAGUUAGUGCCCGAAGCUAAGCGAGAAGAAGAAACUCCGCUGAGUGAUUGGGAGUUAGUAAAAGGCUACUUUGGAAAGUUACAUGUGCUGAUGGCUAUCUUAUCGUUGACCGCUGUGUUUUUGCACAUUGGCUUUGCAUCUCCUAAAGCGAGCGCUACUCUAAUACGAUGGGGCUUCGAUCUUCCCGAUUCGUUAUCGGAGUUUCUCUUUUCAGCCAUAGUAGUUUUGCAAGUUGAGAAGGUUGUUAAGAUGGUACACCAGUUUCUUCAAGCACGAUAUUGGCAAUCUGGAGAUCAUGGCGUCAAGGCUCAAGGCGAUGGUUGGCUAAUGACCGUGACCUUGAUUGAAGGAGAGAACUUAAGUCCUACCGAAGAAUGUAGUUUUUCCAAUCCUUAUGCUGUUUUUACUUGCAGUGGAAAGAGACGCACAAGCUCUGUGAAAUUAAGAACCCUUAACCCACGUUGGCGUGAAGUUUUUGAGUUCGAUGCUACUGAGGAUCCUCCAUCAACUAUGGAUGUUGAAGUCUUUGACUACGAUGGUCCAUUUUCUGAUGCUGAAUCACUUGGUCAUGCGGAGAUCAAUUUCUUGAAGCAGAGUCCCGAGGAUUUAGCUGAUUUUUGGAUCUCUUUAUCUGGCAAAUGUGCUCGGACACAUGGGUCAAGGUUACAUCUGCGAGUUUUUCUGACAAAUACCAAGCAGUCUGAUGCUCUACCUGAAUAUCUUGAGCGGGUUCAGAAGGAAGGGAUUAAGGUUGUGAAGCGCUCUGCCCAGAAGAAUGGGUCAUUUCAGAAGCUGUUUGCGCUUCCAGCUGAAGAGUUUCUUAUUAAUGACUUUGCCUGUGCAAUCAAGAAAAAAAUUCUCAUUCAGGGACGUCUGUUUCUGUCACCGAGGAUGUUGGGCUUUUACUCGAAUCUUUUUGGCAUUAAAACCAAAUUCCAGUUUAUAUGGGAAGAUAUCGAUGAUAUCGUGGAGACGCCUGUAGCCAUCAACCCCUGCAUAGUCAUGUUUUUGCGUAAGGGGCGAGGUCUUGAUGCCCGAAAUGGUAUGAGAGGCAUCGACGCGCACGGUCGUGCCAAGUUCUACUUUUGUUCAUUUGUCAAGCCUGUUACAGCUUUCAGAACAAUCACCGCUUUGUGGAAGAACAGGAAGUUGAGCUUAGAGCAGCAACUGGAACUUUGUGCUAAUGUUGAAGCUGAAGAUCAGACAUGCACAGAUUCUCAGAGGUCCGCAGAUGACGCAGACACAUUCACCGGGAUGGAGGAGGCUAACAUGGUUAAUGUUUGUGCCUUCGACAUUCCUCUAACGAUGGACAGUGCGAUGUCACUCUUUGAAAAAGGAAGAUUGGAAGAGGUCGUGGCAGAGAAAAUGGGUUACAUAAAUUUUGUCAGUACACCUUGGGAGCGUCUAGAGGGUCAAAAUAAUGUCCAACGCAGACAGGUCAGCUACCAUUUGAACAGACAAAUUAGCCAAUUCGGAAGUAAAGUUUCCUGCAUUCAGCAAAAGACAAUGCUUGACAACAUGAAGUUAUACAUACUUGACGAAGUCCUCACCCUUCAUGAUGUCCCCUUUGGUGACCACUUUCAGGUUCAAGUGAGGCGAGAUAUUGAAACCACUUCCAUAAACCCACCGAAGAGCUCUGUGAAAGCAUAUGUGGGAGUGUCUUGGCACAAGAAUACAGAGUUCAAGAAGAAGAUCACCAAAAACGUACAGGAUCACAUGGCAAAAGAAAUACGAGAGGCCAUGAACGUGAGCGUGAAAGAGGUCAAGGCUCUUGUGAAGGACAUGAGAAACUCAGCCAAUGGUUCAUGAGGUGGUUACAGGCUUCGACCAUUUCGAACAAGGUUACAGCUGAAGUGACCAGGAGGUGGACGUCGAGGUCUUGUAUUCCAUGCCCACUGCGGUAGAAGCUAAAACCAAACAUAUUGCUGAAUAGACAAUGUCAAGCUCCUCUCGCAGGAGCUUCUAUCUGCAGUAGUUGAUAGUGAACGACACCUGAAGGAGCUCAUCCAUGGACUGGUGAAGGCACAGAACAAUCAGGUCCUAUUGAUAACCCAGCUUUGCUUCUGCUCUUCAAAGCCAAACCAGACACAAAUCUCUACCACAGCUUGACCCAAAACUGGGCUGUGGGGGUUUAGCUGCAUAUUUUUUCACUUGAGAGGGGCAAGUCAUAAGACUUGGCUUUAGCGUUAAGCCUAUUGUAAGCCCUCGAAGCAAUCCAGGAGCUUGAAGCAUUGUUUACAGCACCUGAAAGAAAGAUUGAGAUUUUUGAUAUUACAAGAUUCUCAUUGUUACAUACGUUGGGGGGCUUGUUUGGUGUUAAUUUUUUUAAGUGAAGUUAUAGAGCUUAAGUUAAGACACCAUUCGUAUACAGCACAAUGUCUUCAAUCCUUUGAAACAUAACUUUGAGAUUUGUUUUCCUUCUC
Molecule: messenger RNA, 5408 nt
Organism: Physcomitrium patens
Lineage: Eukaryota; Viridiplantae; Streptophyta; Bryopsida; Funariales; Funariaceae
Product: C2 and GRAM domain-containing protein At1g03370
Source: RefSeq, a predicted model, not a curated record